This is a messenger RNA of Dioscorea cayenensis subsp. rotundata (Guinea yam), 3255 nucleotides long. Its product is annotated as G patch domain-containing protein TGH. The coding region runs from base 72 to 3107 and encodes 1011 amino acids. Gene Ontology annotation, cellular component: nucleus. Lineage: Eukaryota; Viridiplantae; Streptophyta; Magnoliopsida; Dioscoreales; Dioscoreaceae. Gene Ontology annotation, biological process: mRNA processing. Gene Ontology annotation, molecular function: RNA binding. The transcript has 16 exons. The record is from RefSeq and is a predicted model, not a curated record.
CUUCCUUGGGUUCUUGUCUUUCCAUUCAUUAGGUUUUCCAGCAUUGAAGAUCGGAACUCCGGCAGAAGCCCAUGGACGGAGAUGAGGAGGACCACGUCUUCUAUGGCACACCGAUCGAGCGAGAAGAGGAUACCUCCACUCGCAAGCGCAAGGCGGCCGCCGACGCGGGCCAGCUCCGCUCCCUCCCCGUUUGGAAGCAAGAGGUGCGAGAUGAGGAAGGUCGUAGAAGAUUUCACGGUGCUUUUACUGGAGGGUUCUCUGCUGGCUAUUACAACACUGUUGGCUCAAAAGAGGGAUGGACUCCGCAGACAUUUACUUCAUCACGGAAGAACAGAGCUGAAUUUAAACAGCAGAGUAUAUACCAAUUUCUAGAUGAUGAUGAGAUAAAGGACAUGGGAGGUCAUGCUUUAGAGACAUCUACGCGGUUUGACACUUUUGGAUUCACUGCAGCAGAAUAUGCUCGGACACAAGCAGAAAAGGAACAGGAGAAGAGGCCAUCUGCUAUUCCUGGACCUGCUCCUGAUGACAUUGUUCUUCCAGCGGCAGAUUCCAUUGGUAUGAAGUUGUUGCAGAAAAUGGGAUGGCGACGUGGACAUUCAAUUAGGGAGACCAAAGCUGAUUCACUAUAUGAUGCACGCAGGGAAGCUAGGAAAGCACUCAUUGCAUUUUCUAGCGCUGCUGGUGAACCAGAUCUUGCCCAAAUUGAAUCAAGCUUAUCUGGAAAUGAUGAGUUAACUGAAAGAUCCAAUGAUGACAUUUACAGUUCUGGGAGCACACCUGUAUAUGUACUCAACCCAAAGCAGGACGUGUUUGGGUUGGGUUAUGAUCCAUUCAAGCAUGCUACUGAAUUCAGAGAUAGGAAAGAGUUACAUGAAGCUAGAAGAAAAGAUCAGGAUAAUAGAAAAGGUUUUCCGAUGAGGAAGAGUCUUUUUGCUUCUAACUCAGGAAAAUAUGCACCAGGCUUUGGAAUUGGGGCACUUGAGGAACUUGAUGUUGAGGAUGAAGACAUCUAUGCAUCUGGCACUGCCUUAGGUUACGCCUUGGAGGAAACUGAAGUUGAAGAAAAGGAGCCAGCAAAAGUAACCCAAAAUAACAAUAAACUGGAAUAUAGAAAACAAGGUGUUAUUUCUGGUUUUAAAGUUGCAUCAAACCCAGAUUACAAUGUGGAGAGCAGAUUCCGUCCUCCUGUUAUUCCACAGGACUUUGAGCCAGUUCACAAGUUUUCCUCUCCUCCUGAUCCUGCAAGCAAGUUUGCUGAAGCUCUUCCUCCAGAAGUUCCUCCUCCUGAAGACAGCAAUUUGAAACUGUUGAUAGAUGGGCUUGCAACUCUGGUUGCUCGUUGUGGUAAAUUAUUUGAGGAUCUUUCCAAAGAAAAGAAUAAGUCCAACCCCCUAUUUUCUUUUAUUACGGGAGGAAAUGGCCAUAGUUAUUAUUUACGGAAGUUGUGGGAGGAAAAACAAAAACAUGGUGAUCAGCAAAAGCAAAUGGACACGAAAUCUAUGCCAUCUGUCCCGAAGCUGACAGCUGAGAGUCGUGGACGAAUUUUAGGUGAAAGGCCUCUGGAGAAAAGCACUGAAUCCAGCUCAUCCGUUGCCCCCAAAGAAAUCAUUCAUCUUCAAUCCAAUCUUUCAGAUACUUUCACUAAACCAGCAUCUCUUCAACAGGCUCAGCCAUCUGAAUCUGAGAAACCGUUCAAAAGUGAUCCUGCAAAACAAAAAAGAUUUGAGCUGUUUCUUAAGGAUAAAUAUCAAGGUGGUCUCCGCUCCACACAUUCUUCAGGUACCAAUGGGAUGUCUGAAACUGAUCGAGCUCGUGAAAGACUGGACUUUGAGGCUGCAGCAGAAGCAAUUGAGAAAGGGAAGAACAAACAAACUAAUAAUCAAUCAGUUGAGCAGUUUCUGGAGCUGGCCAGAAGUGGGGAUCUGCACUUCAUCCCUUCCCUUGGAACAGAGAAAGACCAAAGUUCUCAUGAUGAGGAAAAGACCAAAAUUUACCCCAAGAGGGAGGAAUUUCAAUGGCGACCUUCACCCAUUCUUUGCAAGCGAUUUGAUAUCAUUGAUCCUUUUAUGGGAAAGCCACCUCCCCUUCCUAGAGCAAGAAGCAGGAUGGAGAGCCUCAUUUUCACCCCAGAUUCUGCCAAGAGUGUUCAACCUGCAAAAACUGAGGCUGCAGAGAGAGAUGCAUUGCCUAUAUCUCAACCAAAGAUUCAAGAGGAAACCAAGCUUAAUGCAGAGGAGGCUGAUAAUGAGUUAAAUCUAGCAAAUGUUGAGAGGCCAGUUGAUCUAUAUAAGGCUAUCUUCUCUGAUGAUUCAGAUGAUGAAGGGGAUUUUGCUAGUCUUAAUAAUGUAGAUCAAGAAAAGAAGGCUGAAGGUGCUAACAUGACUCUAAACCGUCUGGUAGCUGGGGAUUUUCUGGAGUCUCUUGGGAAAGAGCUAGGACUGGGAGUUCCUUCAGAUACAAAUGAUGGACAAUACAAGGCCAACUUGGAAACUGGUGGUGAUGGUAACAAUAACAUAUCUUCAAAGAAUGAAAGAUCUGGUUUAGGACAUCAAUCGUCCAACAUGCUUUGGGAAAAUAAAGAACCCACAGUUAGUAAAUCAAGUUCUCUAGAGAAUGCCAUGGGAAAUGUUUCUUCAGGUGCACAACAUGACAUGAUUGACAAAAGGGCUGUUCCUCUUGAAGGAGAUGUGCUUGGUAAUACUGAUUCACGAAGAAGUAACAGAAGCAUUAGUUCCAGUGGAAGAACCAUCUAUUCUGAUCACCAGGAAGGUGAGGAUCCAUCAGAGGAAAAAGAUCACCGAGCUAACAGGCAUAAAAUCCGGUCACAACAUCGUCGAAGGAGUAGGAGUUCAGAUUCUGAUUCUUCCAGUGAUAGUCAACAACGUGUUCGUUCAAGGUCGAAAUCGGACAAAAGGUCUUCUGGAGGAGAAAGUAGAAAACAUUCCAAAAAUCACAGGCACAAAAGGAGAAGAUCUAGGUCGAGAUAUUCUAGCCAUGAUGAUGACAGAGAUCAAAAGGAUGAUCACAGGAGAAAGGAUAAGAGACACAGGGAUGGAGCAAGUGAUACCACUUACUCCAAACAUGAUGACUACAGAAAGUACCGCUGAAUCGGUCCUGAUGGGAAGGUUUUGUUCAUUCAUUCUGUGUUGAGAAAUCUUAGGAUUGUAAAAGUGACAUGUUUCUAUAUUAGUUUCAUCAGGUAAUGUUUUAAGAUCAAACUUGGUAAUGGAAUUGAGAUGCAUGCACAUUUAGCCA